This is a messenger RNA of Rotaria sp. Silwood2, 651 nucleotides long. NCBI's taxonomy places the organism in Eukaryota, Metazoa, Rotifera, Eurotatoria, Philodinida, Philodinidae. The record is from the annotation of a GenBank genome assembly.
AUGGAUAUUGGUGAAAUGAAUGAUCAAAAUAAGUUAAAGACGACACUUCGACCACAAGAAUUAUUACUUACAUUUGAAGAUUUGCUUACACUUAUACAAGAAGCUAUUAAAUCUCCACGUCUCGAUUUUCGAGAUCCAAUGCUCUCAAAUGAUGAUUAUCUGGCAUGGACAGACUGGAAUAUAGCUCAGUUUGAUAUCCUGUUCGAUAUGUUAUCUCCAUUUCUUCGGUCGUCAUGCAAUCGAUCAUUAUUUAACUACGCCGGUGAUUCUGAAACUCGUCGAAAACGAGUUGCCGAUACUUUCGAUUCAGUACAAAUUCUUCUUGUUCGUAACUUUGUACCAUUAAAUCUCGGCGUUAGUCAUUUAACCAGAGAUGAAGCACUUAUUCAUAAUACUUCUUUUACUAAGGAGUUUUGGGAUAACAGAGUAACUAUAAUAUGGGAUGCACUACUAGAUGAUAUUAAUCGUGGUUUAAUUAGUGCUCGAUCGAACUGGAAAAAUCUCGAUGAACAGGAUAUUGAAUUUCCAGAAAUGAAUUUUAAUAAUCUACCAUCAUUGUUUUUUGGUAUUUAUCAAAUCAAACAAAGCAAAACUUAUUCUGAAAAGCACUUAAGACGACAAAGAAAAUUCUGUUAUACAAGUAGCUCCUGA